UCCAUCAUCAAUUGGGCUACAUUAAUUUCCUUGUCUAAUACAAAAGCUGUGCAAAAUAUAAAAAAAAUGUUUAAAUAUUUGACAAUUUGCCUUCUUGCGCUUGUCGCCAUGGCCACAGCGAAACCACAAUGGUUAAUAUCACAUCCUUAUGCCGCUUCCGUAGCUGUUGCCGCACCAUCGGCGGCUUUGUCAGUACCCUCGUAUGUUGAACCUUACUAUGCCUCAUAUUCUACUGUCCCGUGGUGGUCUUCAUAUGCCGCUUAUCCAUAUGCUGGCUUCUAUUGGUGAAGAAUAAACUACCUACGAAAAUAUUUUUAAUUUAUACAUACAUAUGUAUGUAUAAUGCAAAAUAUACAUACAAACGUACAAUGCAAU
This is a messenger RNA of Bactrocera latifrons, 375 nucleotides long. RefSeq lists its product as uncharacterized. The transcript has 2 exons. Lineage: Eukaryota; Metazoa; Arthropoda; Insecta; Diptera; Tephritidae. Bases 67 to 288 code for a protein of 73 amino acids. The record is from RefSeq and is a predicted model, not a curated record.